This is a messenger RNA of Benincasa hispida (wax gourd), 2497 nucleotides long. It is a transcript of the gene BIR1, whose product is annotated as BAK1-interacting receptor-like kinase 1. Gene Ontology annotation, molecular function: protein binding; protein kinase activity; ATP binding. Gene Ontology annotation, biological process: protein phosphorylation. NCBI's taxonomy places the organism in Eukaryota, Viridiplantae, Streptophyta, Magnoliopsida, Cucurbitales, Cucurbitaceae. The record is from RefSeq and is a predicted model, not a curated record.
CGAUUGGAAAGUCGAUUUCUUUGUUUCUUCUGAUUUUUCUGUUGUUCACAUUCAAGUUUCUCUCCAUCGUAUAAGCUCCUCAAGUUCGCCAUUGAAGGAUUUCCAUCUCCAUCUUCCAAGCUGGAGCUUCUGGUUCGUUCUUUCUUCUUGUUUUUGAAAGGUUUUCUCGUUGAAUUCAACAACCCCUUUUGAAGGUUUCUUCAAUUCCACCGGUUUUCGACGAUCUCUGGUUGAUUCAUCGAGCUAGUGUGAGGUUUUGUUAUAAUCGCAGUUGAAUUUUGUGGGGUUUUUUUCUUUUUUCGAAGGUGUAGACUCGGUAUUGAAUUGAUAGGUUUUUGUUUAACUGUUGUAUUCUGUUUGUUUGAUUUUGAAUUGGAAAUGGGUGUUUGUUGAAGCAAUUGGAAUUGGAAAAGUGUUGAAACUAUCUCCUUCUUUAGUUGGAAUUUUGAUUGAUUAUCCCUGUUUGUGAAACGCUAUGCUUUGUAAUCGAGUUGUGGAUUGUUUGGUUGCUGGUUUUGUGGUGGUGUUGUUGAGUUGUAAUGGCUUCAUCUCUGCUACUGAAACUGAUUUGUCUUGUUUGAGAAGCAUAAAGCAUUCUCUUCAGGAUCCUAAUGAGUACUUGAUAAAUUGGGAUUUUAGCAACCGUUCUGAGGGGGUUAUCUGCAAAUUUUCUGGGAUUAUGUGUUGGCAUCCUGAUGAGAAUAAGGUUUUAAGUAUUAGUCUGCCUAAUAUGGGGCUUAAGGGCCAAUUCCCUCCUGGGAUUAAGAAUUGCACUAGCUUAACUGGCUUGGACCUCUCCAACAACCAGAUUUCGGGUGAGAUUCCUACUGAUAUUGGAGCCAUUAUUUCGUUUGCUACUACUCUGGAUCUGUCAUCGAAUGAUUUAACUGGUCCCAUACCCGUAAGCAUUGCUAAUUGUAGUUAUCUGAAUGUUCUCAAGCUCGAUCACAACCAGUUGUCCGGUCAGAUCCCUCCAGAGCUUAGCUUGCUCGGACGGUUGACGGAGUUCAGUGUAGCAAAUAAUCUUUUGAAGGGACCAGUUCCUAAGUUUGGUAGUAAUCUGACAAAUAGAGCUGAUAUGUAUGCAAAUAAUCCUGGACUGUGUGAUGGUCCUUUGAAACCUUGCUCGUCAACUUCGAAUAAUCCUCAUACUUCAGUAAUUGCAGGGGCAGCUGUUGGGGGGGUUACCGUUGCUGCAGUUGGUGUAGGUAUCGGUAUGUUUUUCUAUGUCCGUAGUGCUUCAAUGAAGAAGAGGAAGAGGGAUGAUGACCCUGAAGGAAAUAAGUGGGCAAGAAGCAUAAAGGGAGCAAAAGGAAUCAAGAUUUCUGCAGUCGAGAAAUCGGUACCAAAAAUGAGUUUAAGUGACCUCAUGAAAGCAACGAACAACUUCAGCAAAAACAGCAUUAUUGGGUCAGGGAGAACUGGAUGUAUAUACAGAGCAGUUUUUGAGGAUGGAACUUCAUUGAUGCUUAAGAGGUUACAAGAGUCUCAGCACACCGACAAGGAGUUCUUAUCCGAGAUGGCUACCUUAGGCAGCGUAAAACAUGCAAACUUAGUUCCACUUUUAGGCUUCUGCAUGGCUAAAAAAGAGAGGAUUUUAGUCUAUAAGGAUAUGCCAAAUGGAACUCUCCAUGAUCGGCUACAUCCCGAUGAUGGUGAUUUAAAACCAAUGGAAUGGUCUGUGAGACUGAAAAUUGGGAUAAGGGCAGCCAAAGGAUUAGCAUGGCUUCAUCACAACUGCAAUCCACGGAUCAUCCACCGAAACAUAAGUUCAAAAUGUAUCUUGUUGGAUGAAACGUUUGAACCAAAAAUAUCUGAUUUUGGUCUUGCAAGGCUCAUGAAUCCGAUUGAUACUCAUUUAAGUACUUUUGUGAAUGGGGAGUUUGGAGAUAUAGGCUAUGUGGCUCCUGAGUAUUCCCGAACCCUGCUGGCCACUCCGAAAGGAGAUGUUUACAGUUUCGGAGUUGUCCUUCUCGAGUUGGUCACAGGGGAGAAACCAACACACGUCUCAAAAGCACCUGAAGAUUUCAAAGGGAAUUUGGUCGAAUGGAUUACAAAAUUGUCCGAAGACUCCAAAGUGCAGGAAGCGCUCGAUGCUACCUUGGUUGGCAAGAAUGUUGAUAGUGAGCUUUUACAGUUUCUCAAAGUUGCACAAAGAUGUGUCGUGCCAACAGCAAAGGAAAGACCUACCAUGUUUGAAGUAUAUCAGCUUCUAAGAGCCAUUGGGGAAGGGUACAACUUCACUAGUGAAGAUGAGAUAAUGAUGCCUACAAACUCCGAGUGCGAAACUGGCCUCGAGGAACUAAUAGUUGCUCAUUGAGUAUAGGAAACUCGACAUGAAAGGACAUGUCAUUGCAAACAAAUGUAUGGAGGAGGAUGCAUAAAACUUCGCUGUCAAAGAAGCUUUUCAUAGCUGUUCAAGACAUCUUACCAUGAGAGGUUUGUUAUGUUUUUCUUUUAUGGGCAAGAUUAGUAAAUCUUAGUUGGAAAAAAAAAA